Molecule: messenger RNA, 993 nt
Organism: Saccharomycopsis crataegensis
Lineage: Eukaryota; Fungi; Ascomycota; Saccharomycetes; Ascoideales; Saccharomycopsidaceae
Exons: 1
Coding region: 1-993 (330 amino acids)
Source: RefSeq, a predicted model, not a curated record
AUGGACAGCGCGGAGAAAGUGUAUGCUACACAGAAUAACAGCAUCAGGGCGAAACUUGCUCAGCAGGCAAGCGCUAUCGAUGAAGCGGAAUAUGUCAAGAACGAUGAUCAGCUAUCGACAAACAUCAAAAGCCUUACACAAUUGAUUGAAAAACCACUAGAUCAAACCCAUGUGCUUGAAAUUAGUGAAUUGUUGAUCCAGUCCGAAGAAACCAGAAGUUUGAAUUUUCUAAUGAUAGAUUGUGUGGCUGAUGAAGUCACCGAUAGUGAAUAUGACAACGCCAUAGAUCAUGGGAAAAACAAGUGGGUAGAAGCAGGGUUAAGAAUGUUAUCGGUCUAUAAUAAAUUGUCAACGUUAGAAUGUGUGACUGAUGAGAUGAAAUGGAAUGUCUUUGUGAAAAGUGCCACAUUUACCUUGAUCAGUCCAAUCUUAGAACUUAAAAAGACCAAAGUAUUAUAUUUUCUAAACCAGAUUUCCAAAAAAUUUACAAAUACAAAAGACCAUAUUCUCGUUAGGGUUUUAAGCAAAAUCGGCGACCUCAAGAUUAUCGAUUUCCAGCUUUAUAGUGAAUAUUUAGCAUUUAUUGUUUCGGAAAUCCAUCAGCAACACCCUCCAGGACUAUUAACAUUUUUGAAUAUCUUGCCACAAAAUAUUAUUCAAAGACACUUGUUUCAAUCGAUUUUUGAGUAUAAUGUAUUUGCUGCAUCGUCAGUAUACUCAACGAUUACCCUUAAUAAUUUGUUCAACCGUAAUUUCGGAUUCGAUGAAGCCACAGUAUCAACAACAAGAAUCUUGGCAUUACUUACAAAUAUGAUAAUAUCUGGUCGUCUACAUGCGAAGAUUAAUCUAAAAGAUAACAUUUUGUUCUUUGACCUCGAGGAUUGGGAUCACCACGAGCAUGCAAAUACUGUGAUUAUCAAUUGGCAAAAAUGGUAUAUGAAUGAAGUUUUAGGGAAAGUGGGCCUGAUUUCUGACGAAAUAUCUCAACUUUAG